Molecule: messenger RNA, 1056 nt
Organism: Gambusia affinis (western mosquitofish)
Lineage: Eukaryota; Metazoa; Chordata; Actinopteri; Cyprinodontiformes; Poeciliidae
Gene: pno1
Product: partner of NOB1 homolog
Exons: 7
Coding region: 108-857 (249 amino acids)
Cellular component (GO): nucleolus
Molecular function (GO): RNA binding
Source: RefSeq, a predicted model, not a curated record
UGAUGACGCGGCUGUUUGGGUCCUUUCCAUCGCACCUCAUGCUUCUGUAGCCACAGCCUGCCUCUGUUUUCUGAGCAAAACAGGAUUUCAAAACACGUUCUGUGGAAAUGGACACCGAAAAAGCUCCUACUGUAGACGUUGAAGUGACCGGGGAGAGUAAAGAUGGAGCAGAGGCGUUUACGAAGGUGAAGUCUAAGAAGAAGAACCAGAAACGUAAACGUGAGCAAGACGGAGUGGACAUGGACACAGAGGAGAGCGUGGCCAUUAAAAGGCCGCAGUUUCCACCGAUUUCCGGAGACAAAUUACGGGGACCAGAUGAGAUGCGUAAGAUCCCCGUUCCACCUCACAGAUACACCCCGCUGAAGGAGAACUGGCUAAAGAUUUUCACUCCUAUCGUAGAGAACCUGCAGCUUCAAGUGCGAUUUAACCUCAAGACCAGGAACGUAGAAAUCAAAACGUGCAAGGAGACGCAGGAAAUCAGCGCCCUCACGAAAGCGGCAGAUUUCGUCAAAGCGUUCAUCCUAGGCUUCCAGGUUGAGGAUGCCAUGGCGCUCAUCAGAUUAGACGAGCUUUUCCUCGAAAGCUUUGAUGUCACAGACGUAAAACCUUUGAAAGGCGACCACUUAUCCAGGGCCAUCGGAAGAAUAGCAGGGAAGGGAGGAAAAACGAAAUUCACCAUCGAGAAUGUGACAAAGACUCGCAUCGUUCUUGCAGAGACGAAAAUCCACAUUUUAGGUUCUUUUCAGAAUAUCAAGAUGGCCCGAACAGCAAUAUGUAACCUGAUUUUAGGAAGUCCACCUUCAAAGGUUUACGGUAACAUCAGAGCGGUGGCCAGCAGGACUGCGGAGAGAUUCUGAAAUCUGAUUGGCUGCUACAUGCCUUCCGCUCCUCCCUUUCUGUAACUGCGAUGAGUUGAGUUCACAGACUGGCGUUUGGGAUGGAAAGCCGACACGUACAUCAUAUUUUGGGAUGAACAGUGUUGGUCUCUGGAAGUAUGAGUUAUGUAAAUAAAUAUUUAAAAAAAAGCAAUAAAAGAGGUUUAUUUCUGUGACUGAA